Molecule: messenger RNA, 985 nt
Organism: Gasterosteus aculeatus aculeatus (three-spined stickleback)
Lineage: Eukaryota; Metazoa; Chordata; Actinopteri; Perciformes; Gasterosteidae
Gene: cryabb
Product: crystallin, alpha B, b
Biological process (GO): response to heat; protein refolding; negative regulation of apoptotic process
Cellular component (GO): nucleus; cytoplasm
Source: RefSeq, a predicted model, not a curated record
AUGCAAGUGUGCAUGGGGACAGAGACCGGCCGGGAUGGGAGGCCUAUAAAUACUGUGGCCCGGAGCACAGCAGCACCCAUCUCAGAAAAAGUCAAGAGUCCGCCUUCAUACCCAUUGCUUUUACAUCUCCUCUUCAACCCCAUCAUGGAUAUCCCCAUCCAGUAUCCUUGGUACCGACGGGCCUUCCCACAUCGACUCUCUGACAUCUCCUUGGCCGAACCUCUCACUGAUUGGCCACCAAUCUGGCCCUUCCCCUGGUCCUUCCCCUGGAUACGCGCUUCACCCCUGCGCUGGUUCAACUGGCCCGACAAUGGACACAGUGAGAUGCGCAUCGAAAAGGAUCGCUACGUAAUUCUUCUGGAUGUCAAGCAUUUCUCACCCGAAGAGCUGUCUGUCAAUGUCAGUGACGAGUUCAUCACAAUACACGGCAAACAUGAGGGCAGACAGGACGACAACGGCUUUGUGUCAAGAGAGUUCCUGAGGAAGUACAGGCUUCCGGCUGGCGUGUCAGGUGCUGAUGUCACAUCCAGUCUGUCAUUUGAUGGUAUCCUUACCAUCACGGCACCUCGCUCCUCUACCGGCUCAGAGCGCACGAUUCCUGUUUCCUGUGAGGAUGGAAUACCAAAGCAGAAGAUUGUUGCUUUCUGUACGCGUGCGGAGGAGGAAGUUCUCUGGAGGCACGUGCAGUGAUUUUUAGUCUGUUUACUAAAAGAAAGCCACCGAAGGACUUGGACCACGUGUGUGGGAAGAUGCAGGGCGAAUGAGUAGUAGGAAAAGUUGUGCGCGAGGAAGGAACUAAUGUUUGGAGACAGACAGCUUUUAUCGUUGGGCUCCUUGUCCUGCGGGGAGCAUGCCUCCGAGAUGCUAAUGCCAUUGUAGAUGUCCAAGUGUAUGCCCUGUUAUUCCCUUGUAGUGGCAAAAACCUCUCUGGCAUAUUAACACAGACAAGAAAAAAUAGAAUAAAUGUUGAGACUCAUACAUCGGA